Molecule: messenger RNA, 1248 nt
Organism: Aspergillus heteromorphus CBS 117.55
Lineage: Eukaryota; Fungi; Ascomycota; Eurotiomycetes; Eurotiales; Aspergillaceae
Gene: erg27
Product: protein erg27
Exons: 2
Coding region: 1-1248 (415 amino acids)
Biological process (GO): signal transduction
Cellular component (GO): cytoplasm
Source: RefSeq, a predicted model, not a curated record
AUGGCUUCCUCCGAGGUCGACCAGAAGGCCCUGGCCAACUUCGCGGCCAUCACGAGCCUCGAGAACCCGUUCCUGUCGGCCAUGCUCUAUAAGAUCCUCGGGCUGUCGGUCAUGCUCUCCAAGAAACUUGUCCGCGCACGACGAUUGCGGCGUCUGGACCCUACCCGAGAGACCAAGUCGCUCCAACUGUACUAUCAUAUCAUCUGGCUCUCCCGAGAGGGCCUCCUCAUUCUGGAGGAAUUGAUCCUGCCCUUGGUGGAGGGCUACGUGGAACUGAAGAUUCUCGGUUAUAAGCUGCGAGCUUCGUUCUACCACAUAUUUGUCCUGUUCCAUAACCAGCCUGCCGUCCACCUACCAGGCGUUGUUGGCCUCCCGAGCAGCACAUCCGUGUCGAAUGGCGUUCCCGCCGCAGAGUCCCCGUCUAAGGAAUCGGAAUCGAGAUUUUCAUUCCACCCGAACGCCGACGUGAUCACAGUCUCCGGGAAACCAGGUUCGGCUUCGGGCGGUGCGCCGCGAGGCAAGGUUACACAAGCACCUCCAGGCUUUGCGCCCGUUCAACCUCCCCCGUCGGUUUCUGCCUUUAUCUUGCCUGCGCUGGACUACACUCCGACCGCGACGGCAUGCUUCAACCAUGCAUCUCUCUUGGCUGAACGGUUUCUCCCGGGAUCCCACCCCCUGCGACUGUCCAUCAAGCUCGAAUUUGCCGCCUACCUCUACGAUUGCCUCCAUGACCCCCACGCCUGCCGACGACUAGCCAAGCAGGCCAUCGCCGAUGUGUACAACGCGCAGGAGGGGAUGGACGACGAGAGCUUUGAAGAUGCGGCGGAGAUCGUGGGGAUCCUGGGCAAGAUGGUGAAACGGGGAGCGAAAGGAAGCAGUGCGGCCGGGAGCACUACGGCUGUGGGGACGCCCCGGGAUGAAAAGUCGCGGAGCGAAGGUAGUCGAACGCCAACGCGCCUGCUCAACACACCCCCCUCUCCCCGUCCGUGCCAACCCGUCCGUCCAACCCGACCGACCGCUCGAGGUGGUGAUCGACAUUACCUGCCCAGAAACCGACGCCGACGAUCUCCAGCGCAAGACCCUGAAAAAACCGAGCCCGGCGCAAAGAAAUCCAAGGCUCCACGCGCAGACCACCACACCACUGCGCUCCGUCCGUCCCAAGUCCCAACACCUCCUCCACCUCCCACCAACCCACCACACCGACCGGCGAACCAAACUCAACGAGACCGCACCUUGCAUCUUGCAUAA